ACAAACGGUUGUACAGAGAACGUCACGUGACUGUCUGUUUUAUCGUCAACUUAGAUCACGUGAGGGUGCGAUCUGACUGUGUCCAAAAAUUCUCUCGUCUUUCUUUCUCUCUUCCAUUCCGGUUGGUUAAACUGUUACGAAACGACGUAGCAUUCCAUUCGAUUUGUGUGUUUGUUUCAGAUCCUCGGAAUCUGAAUGGCGUCAAGGAAUCGCACUUUGCUUUUCCGUAAGUAUAGAGAUGCAUUGAAGAGUGUUCGUGCUCCGUCAACCUCUUCGCCACCGUCCACCUCUUCCGCCGGUGGUCCCGUCAUCGAAUUGGUCAGCACAUCGCUUCUCAAUCCCAAUCGCUCUUACGCUCCGCUUAGUACCGAAGAUCCCGGUAAUUCAAGUAAGGGUCCAAAUGCAAUUACUGUGGGGCUACCUCCAGCGUGGGUGGAUGUAUCUGAAGAAAUAUCAGCAAAUGUGCAACGUGCACGCAAAAAAAUGGCAGAGUUGUCCAAGGCUCAUGCGAAGGCUUUAAUGCCAUCGUUUGGAGAUGGUAAGGAUGACCAACAUGCUAUUGAGUCUCUAACACAUGAGGUAACUGACUUGAUAAAGAGAUCAGAGAAGAGGCUGCGGAGACUUGCUGCUUCAGGGCCCUCUGAGGAUUCCAAUGUCAGGAAAAAUGUGCAGCGUUCUCUUGCCACUGACCUUCAGAACCUAUCUGUAGAGCUUCGCAAGAAACAGUCAACUUAUUUGAAGCGCCUCAGACAGCAAAAAGAGGGUCAAGAUGGGGUUGAUCUAGAGAUCAACAUGAAUGGAAGUAAAUCUAGAUUUGAAGAUGAUGACUUGGAUAAUAUGAUAUUUAACGAGCAUCAGAUGGCCAAGCUAAAAAAAAGCGAAGCUUUCACAGUUGAAAGAGAAAAAGAGAUCCAACAGGUUGUGGAAUCCGUUAACGAGCUUGCUCAGAUUAUGAAGGAUUUAUCAGUACUAGUCAUAGACCAGGGAACCAUUGUUGAUAGAAUAGACUACAACAUUCAAAAUGUAGCAACCACAGUUGAGGAUGGCCUUAAACAACUACAGAAGGUCCUUCUUCUCUUCAUAGUCUACUAUUUUGGCAGAGAGAUCUCAGAAAAAGGGGGGCAUGGUAAUGUGUGCUUCGGUGCUUCUUAUCAUGUGCUUUGUUAUGUUGGUUUUCUUAGUCAUAAAGGAAAUUAUUUGGUGAUUCGUGGCGAUAUUUCAUAUCAUAUUCUUUAUAAUAUUGGUCACCUUUGAUUAGUUGUGGCCUUUCCAUUCACAUACCGUCUCUUGCCUGCUCUGACAUAGUACAGCAGCAGCCUGUCUUAGAGAAGACCAUGGAGUUUUGGAGUAGCUGCAGCCACUACACAUGGCUUGGCUACAGUGGCUGAAGAGACAAUAUUAAUUCUCGUACAAUAUUUUUUGUUUUGCCACAGAGGAGGUAGCGCGGAGUAGGUGUGUUAGAAGAAAAAGAGCUUUUCUAGGUUGGUGUGAUUACAGUAGGAAAUGAUACAUAAAGCCAGAAAAUGUAAAGCCGACAGUUGUAUGAACCUCUACUUAAACAUUCUUUGCGGAACUUGGGGAAGUUCUUUUCAUGCUAUUUUUUGCUACAUUUUUAUAUUUUUUCCCCUCGUGCAAUUGCACUUAGGGGGGGAUUAGAAUUCUGUUUGCAUAAAAAUAUUCAUGCAAUAAAAACGGAGGUUAUGGGGGAACAUUAUCAUCAUCA
Cicer arietinum (chickpea) is the source of this 1723-nucleotide messenger RNA. Its product is annotated as syntaxin-43. NCBI's taxonomy places the organism in Eukaryota, Viridiplantae, Streptophyta, Magnoliopsida, Fabales, Fabaceae. The record is from RefSeq and is a predicted model, not a curated record. Gene Ontology annotation, cellular component: SNARE complex; endomembrane system; membrane. Gene Ontology annotation, biological process: intracellular protein transport; vesicle-mediated transport; vesicle fusion. Gene Ontology annotation, molecular function: SNAP receptor activity; SNARE binding.